Molecule: messenger RNA, 1546 nt
Organism: Melospiza georgiana
Lineage: Eukaryota; Metazoa; Chordata; Aves; Passeriformes; Passerellidae
Gene: HEMK2
Product: N-6 adenine-specific DNA methyltransferase 1
Exons: 6
Coding region: 4-651 (215 amino acids)
Biological process (GO): methylation
Cellular component (GO): eRF1 methyltransferase complex
Molecular function (GO): S-adenosylmethionine-dependent methyltransferase activity; nucleic acid binding; protein methyltransferase activity
Source: RefSeq, a predicted model, not a curated record
GGGAUGGCGCUGCCCACCCCGCGCUACGAGCACCUGGGCCCGCGGGGGCCCUUUCGGGACGUGUACGAGCCGGCCGAGGACACCUUCCUGCUGCUCGAUGCGCUGGAGCGGGACGCGGACAGCCUGCGGGAGGCUCGAGUCGAGAUCUGCCUUGAAAUAGGAUCCGGAUCUGGUGUGGUUUCAACAUUUGUGGCUUCUUCUGUCCUUGGACCCGGUGCGCUGUACAUAUGCACAGAUAUCAACCCCAUGGCAGCUUACUGUACCCAGGAGACAGCUCUGCUGAACAAUGUUCACCUGCAGCCUGUCAUCACUGACUUGGUCAAAGGAUUAUCCUCAAGAUUAAAUGGGAAGGUUGAUCUGCUGCUGUUUAACCCACCAUAUGUGGUAACACCUUCUGAAGAGGUGAAAAGCCAAGGAAUAGAGGCAUCCUGGGCUGGGGGCAAACAGGGCAGAGAAGUCAUGGAUAGAGUUUUCCCAUUAGUACCAGACCUGCUUUCACCAGGAGGAUUAUUCUACUUGGUCACAAUUCAAGAAAAUAAUCCAGAUGAAAUUCUGGAAACAAUGAAGAGAAGUGGCUUAAAAGGCACACGAGUGCUUUCCAGGAGAGCAGGACAAGAGAUGCUGACAAUCCUCAGAUUUAGGAAAUCUUGAUGACUUCUCUUCACCUGCCAGGUAGUAGGCAUGAAGAAAAUUGAACACAGAGUUGUCAGUUGGUGAACACUGAAGUGAAUGCAAUCUGCCCUUUGUUAGUGGCAGGAACUUACUCAUACAAGCAAAAGAUCAAGAAAGAAAUUAACCCAAAAACUGAGCUAGGGAACAAAAUAUCAAUGGGUUCAUAAUGAUCUAAUAUCCUCUGACAUAACCAAUGCCACACACCAGAGAGUCUCACUUCUACAAGCCAUGCACACAUAUCAAAUUUAAUUUGUAGUCUUCAGUUGUCAUUGGUCAGAACCAGGAUCCUUUGACACCAUCAGCAUUCACCACAAACUGCAAAUUUACAAGCAGCAGCAUUAAGGUCUCCUUCUGUUGGCUUAAAAAGUUCUUUCCUCUCCCAGGAUCAGCGUUCUCAGCACGGAUCACUUUGGCCUUGACUAAGGACCAGAGUCCUCCAUGUCCUUGUGACCUUCAGAGAAGAAGAAAGAGCCUGGUUAAAAUACACAGAUGCUCAGAGUCCAGCACAAAAGCAUUUGGAGGAAGUUUGGAUCAGUGCACAGAUGGAAACACAGUGGCACUUUAUACAAUGCAAAAUGUGAAGGCAGAGUUAGGAGUUGUUUCACUUGUUCUCACAUAGCUGUGAGAGUUUUACUGCUCAGGGUACUGAACUUCUCAUCUCUUCCAACAUAUGUUCCAGCAGCAGAUAAGGAGGAUUCUCCAAUUCUUCAAUCCCUUGUUAUGAGCACAACAGCUCUGCAACCCGUUAGACACCUUCCCUCAGCUUCAGAGGUGGCUUCUCAAGGAAUGAUGGAAAAUUUUAUUUUAGUAAUUGUAUGUAUUUAUAUUGCCAUUGGGAAUUCUUUUGAGGAAUACAAUUUUGCAAAUAGAAAUU